Molecule: messenger RNA, 507 nt
Organism: Morus notabilis
Lineage: Eukaryota; Viridiplantae; Streptophyta; Magnoliopsida; Rosales; Moraceae
Exons: 6
Coding region: 91-507 (138 amino acids)
Biological process (GO): DNA strand elongation involved in DNA replication; nucleotide-excision repair, DNA gap filling; DNA synthesis involved in UV-damage excision repair
Cellular component (GO): delta DNA polymerase complex; nucleus
Molecular function (GO): DNA-directed DNA polymerase activity
Source: RefSeq, a predicted model, not a curated record
GAGUAAAAAGGAUUGGGAAUUUGGAGGGAAACACAACCAAUCUCAUUCAUUUCUCUCACCUUCUGUCUUUCUUUCUCUAUCUCUCUCUCAAUGGCUCAAAUUGAAACCCUAGGCAUACUUCAGGACAUCGAAUCCCUCGUCUCUGAUCGGCUUCAAGUGGUUUCUUACAAAUGGCUGAGUCGCAAUUACUUGCUGUCAUCAAAUUCUGCAAAGAGGCUGCUCCAAGAAUUUGUUGAAAAGCAUGGAAAUGGAUUUGAAGUGGUGUAUGCGUUGUCUGGCUGGUUGAAGGGUGACUCUCCAAGCUAUCAUAUAAGACUCGUUACAGGGACAAAACUUGAAGAAGCAAAACAAGAAUUUGAUGGCAGCUGCUCAGUUCAGGUUUAUAGCGUGCAAGCUUGCAUACCAAAGGAUCCAGCUGUACUUUGGAAUGUUGAAUUUGUACAAGCAGAAGAGCUCUUUAAGCAGCCUUCAACGAUUGACAAUUGCCUGAGAGAUAACAGUAAAUGA